UGUGAUACAGUGAUAGACUUAUUGUAUGUGAAAAUAAAAAUUAAAAAAAGUGUCUUGUUGACGAUUUUUUAGAGUACUCAAAGGGGACGAGUUGAAAAGCAAGGUCCUCAAGCUAGUUCAGGUGCUUUUUCCUGACUGGGCUAAUGGUGUCCAGUCUAUUCAGUUAGAUCGUGUUAGUGGUGCGAUGACAAAUGCAGUUUUUUUCAUCAACGCAGCCAAUAGAGACCGUUUACUUAUGAGAGUGUAUGGUAAUGGUGUAGAUCAAAUCAUUGAUCGAGAAAACGAGUUGGAUUGGCUUGCUCGUUUAUCUCAUUUGAAUAUUGGACCAAGCCUUUUAGGUAUUUUCGGAAAUGGACGUUUUGAAGAAUACUUGCCUUCAACAACACUUACAAGCGAUGAUAUCCGAGACCCUGAAACAUCAAAAGGUAUUGCUUCUUGUCUCCGAGAAUUACACGAUAUUGUUACAGUACAUCCUUAUCAACCCUCAAAACAUAAGCUCGAGAUUUGGAGCAACAUUGAUAAAUGGUACAGUGUUGUCAUGGGAUUCUUACCUUCUUUGAUGAAAAAAAGUGAUGGAUGGGAUAAGGUAUUAAAUACGUUUAAUUUGGAACUAUUGUCAUUUGAAAUUCAAGAGUGUAAGGAUGUUUUGAACAGCUUGAACUCGCCUAUUGUUUUUGCUCACAACGAUACUCAGUAUGGCAACGUGCUUCGACUAGCCAAGACAGGCGAAUUAGUGGUUGUGGAUUUCGAAUAUGCAGGCUAUAACCCUCGAGGUUUUGAUCUUGCCAACCAUUUUUGUGAGUGGAUGUAUGAUUAUCACUCAGAUGAACCUGCUUCUAUGCAAUUCGAUAAAUUCCCUACAUAUGAAGAACAAAUCCGCUUUUUGACAUCUUAUAUCCAAACACCUUCUAAAUUCAUUAAUCCCGAUAUAAACGACCAAAAUAUCACACCUGAAUCAUUACAAAAAGAAGUAAGCAUGUGGCUCAUGGCCAGCCAUCUUUCAUGGGGCCUCUGGGGCUUGAUUCAAGCAAACCAGAGUGAAAUUGAUUUCGACUACUUUUUGUUUUCACUACAAAGAUUGAAUGCUUUUAGACAAGAGUUUGCUAAAUGGAAAGCAUAAAACGCUUUCAAUUUUUUUAAAAAAAAGUAUACUAGUAAUAGACUUCUAUAUAAUAAUAAACUUGUAUUCUACAGUGCUUAUAGACAUAACAGAUAACAAAGACACUUUCGUAA
Messenger RNA from Gilbertella persicaria, 1233 nucleotides. Its product is annotated as kinase-like domain-containing protein. Gene Ontology annotation, biological process: phosphatidylcholine biosynthetic process; phosphatidylethanolamine biosynthetic process. Gene Ontology annotation, molecular function: choline kinase activity; ethanolamine kinase activity. Gene Ontology annotation, cellular component: cytoplasm. Lineage: Eukaryota; Fungi; Mucoromycota; Mucoromycetes; Mucorales; Choanephoraceae. The transcript is spliced from 3 exons. The record is from RefSeq and is a predicted model, not a curated record. Bases 185 to 1120 code for a protein of 311 amino acids.